Gadus macrocephalus (Pacific cod) is the source of this 2209-nucleotide messenger RNA. RefSeq names its product pyrin-like. The transcript has a single exon. Bases 243 to 1304 code for a protein of 353 amino acids. NCBI's taxonomy places the organism in Eukaryota, Metazoa, Chordata, Actinopteri, Gadiformes, Gadidae. Gene Ontology annotation, molecular function: protein binding. The record is from RefSeq and is a predicted model, not a curated record.
CCACAUCAGAGAGUCGCUCGCUUACAGAAACAUCGGUUGGUCGAGCCUAUGGACCGUCUGGAAGACAGGAUGUGUAAGAAACACGACAGACUUCUGGAGCUCUUCUGCCAGACUGAACAGGUGUGUGUGUGUGUCAGUUCUGCACAGAGACAGACCACAAGUCCCAUUCUGUUGUACCUCUUAAGGAGGAAUAUGAAGUAAAGACGGCUCAACUGGGGAAGAUAGAGGUUGAAGUUCCGCAUAUGAUCCAGGAGAGAAAACUAAAGAUUAAGGAGAUCAAAGACACAGUAGAUCUGAGCAACAAAGACGCAGACAGAGAGAUAGCCGAUGGUGGGCAGGUCUUCACUGCUCUGAUAGGCUGUGUUGAAAAGUGCUGGGAAGAUUUCAACCAAACGGUUAAAGAGAGAGUGAAAUCCAUGGAGAAACAAGCUGAAGACCUCAUCAAAGAGCUGGAGCAGGAAAUGGAAGAUCUGACCAAUAGAAGCUCAGAGGUCAAGCAGCUCUCACACACUAAAGACCACCUCCACUUCCUCCAGGCCUUCAGAUCCCUGAAGAAUCCUCCAGCCAUCAGGGACUGGACGACAGUGGAGGUCCGUCCUCAUUCUUACGUCGGGACCUUGAGGAGAUCCCUGGAUCAGCUGGAGGGGACACUGAACAUGGAGAUGAAGAAGCUGCAUGAUUCUGAACUGAAGAGGGUCCAGCAGUAUGAAGUAGAUUUGACUCUGGAUCCUGAUACAGCUGCUUCCAGUCUCAUCCUGUCUGAGGAUGGGAAACAAGUACAUGAUGGAGGUGUAGAUAAGAAUCUCCCAGAUAACCCUAAGAGAUUUACAAAUUAUAUAUAUGUUCUCACGAGGCAGAGCUUCUCCUUAGGUCGAUUUUACUUUGAGGUCCAGGUUGAAGGCAAGACUUUGUGGCGUUUAGGAGUGGCAAGAGAGUCCAUCAACAGAAAAUGUAGGGUAAAAACGACCCCUGAGGCGGGUUACUGGACUCUUUUAUCUGACACGGAUGUGUUGAUAUUCAGAGAUAACCCAAACGUCCAUCUCCCUCUUCGAGCUGGGCUCCAGAAGGUGGGGGUGUUUGUUGAUUAUGAUGAGGGUCUGGUCUCCUUCUAUGAUGUGGAAGCCAGGGUUCAUAUCUACUCUGCUACUGGCUGCACCUUUAGUGAGCCUCUCUAUCCAAUCCUCUUCCCAGGUCGCCAUGAUUAUAAAGGUAACAACUCUGCCCCCCUCAUCAUCUCACCUGUCAAUCAAACAGACAAGGACCGUUGUUGGAUAAUACCAUAUACAAACAACCAGAACAACUAAUUUUGUUUCCUGAAUUAGAAUCUCUAUUAUGUGAGAUCUGAGAUAACUGCAUUAAUGUUGCAAUGCUGUCAUUUAACAAGGAUAUGUUAGUUAAGAAUCUAACCCCAGUUAUUGAAUACAACCCUUUAUAAAGGUUUAGAUUACAUAUUGUCUGUUUUCCCCAGAUUUAUUCUAUAUGUUUAACGCUAAAUUGUUAACAGUUGCAGUUAUGUAGAACAUUUUAAGAGGAUUCAUUUGUAUAAAUAAUAAUUGUAGUUUAUUAACUUUUCUUUUGGUUUUAAAAAAUGUAAUGUUUAGGCCUACAUUAUAAUUGUAAUUGGUCAUUUCAGUGAAAUAGAUACAUUCCAGUCCAAUAGUGUUCAGUAGAAAUACUGUCUCAGUGUAAUACAAACAAAAAGUUUUUGUGGCCUAAAACCCUCUUUUAAUCAUUUUGAGAUUGAUCAAACGUUUUAAAUCACUGAAGAAUUGCAAAGGUUCGUAGUUGAUGAACCAGUAUAUGACUUAAUCGCCACCAUACAACCCUUCAUGUAUUAAACACUUACACAAAGCUCAAAGUGACUACAUGUAAAGAUUCUCCCCAUGUGUGAGUACUGUGACUGUCUUGUUUGCUCUCCUCUCCAUCCUGCUCUUUCCUGUCUCUGCUCUCGUCUGAAGCUAAUCUAGGAUUGUGUUUAUUAUUGUCUUACAUUACAUUACUUAUGGUCUAAAUUAGUCACCAAGUGUCGUUAGUUGCCUUUUAGAAAUAAAGGCGCUAAGAGUCAAUGACACGUACAUAACUGUUAAUGAUCGGUAAUGUUUGGUACUAUUCUUUGUGUUGUUCUGUUUAUUUUGUACUUUUAAGUGACUAUUCUUCAGUUAUAUUCGUUGUUAAAGCAUAAUGGUAAUAAACAACUCAGUCGAACCAA